Dibothriocephalus latus is the source of this 162-nucleotide messenger RNA. The record is from the annotation of a GenBank genome assembly. NCBI's taxonomy places the organism in Eukaryota, Metazoa, Platyhelminthes, Cestoda, Diphyllobothriidea, Diphyllobothriidae.
AUGCCCGCCAUCGAUACCAUAUGUGAGGACACAGAGUGCACAGCGUCCAAGUUGCUUGCUGCUUUGGGGCGUUCCAUACAGGACGGUGGUCAGGCGCCCUUCUCCAUUAACUUCACCAUGGUUGACGAGUGGGUGCCGCCCCCUUUCACGCCCAUGGACGCA